Messenger RNA from Colletotrichum truncatum, 936 nucleotides. RefSeq names its product C2H2 transcription factor. Gene Ontology annotation, biological process: regulation of transcription by RNA polymerase II. The record is from RefSeq and is a predicted model, not a curated record. Lineage: Eukaryota; Fungi; Ascomycota; Sordariomycetes; Glomerellales; Glomerellaceae. Gene Ontology annotation, molecular function: DNA-binding transcription factor activity, RNA polymerase II-specific; RNA polymerase II cis-regulatory region sequence-specific DNA binding.
AUGACCAAUUCGGGCGGAUGGGAGCUUCAGCAGAUGCGAUGCCACCAUGAGCCAGCCAUAGCACGAAAGCGGAAGAAAUAUAUUUGUGACGUCGAAGCUUGUGGCAAGACUUUCUACCAGAGCACCCACCUAGAUACCCACAAGCGCGCCCACACGGGAGGCAAGCCAUAUGCAUGCAAAUGGCCUGAAUGUGGACGCACGUUCUCGCAACCCGGCAAUCUAAAGACUCACAUGCGCCGCCAUGCGGGGGACAAGCCAUUCCGAUGCGAAAAGUGUAGCAAGGGGUUUCCGCAGCGCGGUAACCUCCAAGCGCACCAGGCUACUCACACCAACGCGCAGCCGUUUAUCUACAAGCUAGACAAGUGCAACAAGAGGUUCACCCAAAGGGGGAAUCUAAAGAACCAUCAGAACAAAUACCACGAGAAGACUCUGAUAGAGCUUACCGACUGGAUUAUAUCCCUAUCCAAUAUCGACAGCCUUUCCGACGAAGACCGCGAGAUGUACGAGCACUUUGCCAACCUUUACAAGAACAGCAACAAAGGCAUAAAGGGCCGCGGCAAAGGUAGAAGAGCCAGCAACCUCAGCCGUGUUUCGAAGUCCAGGACCGCGCCUUCGUCAUACCCCGCCAAACAGCACCGCACUAUGAACCUCCUAUCGAGUGGGACAUGUCCCGAAUAUGGCGAUCUGCCCCAUCUGCACAGCGCGUACCACGACCGCGUCAACGACGAAGACGAUAUAUCCAAUUUCGCGAUCGCUCCUGCAAGUCUUGCGAGCUACACUGUCACGCAACCAGGACAAUUUCCUGGCCUUGGCGACGCCGACUCUUCAAUAGCAAGCAGUCCUGUGUAUGAUGGCUUGCCCUAUAACGACAAUCAACUGGGCCAUCAAGCGCGACAGGAUUCCACGCAUUAUCACCACCAAAACUAUCAGGGCUAG